AUGACAUUUGCUGAAGAGAAUUUAGUUGGACAAAAACCUGUUGGCCUUUUCAUUAAUGAUCAAGACACUGUCUACCAUGCUAAUCGUGAAAAUGGCCAGAUUUUAGUAUGGACCAAUGAAUCGUCGACUCCAACAACAAUUAUUCCGACGAAUUCAACUAAUAUAUGGAGUCUUUUCGUCACAAAUGAUGGUGAUAUUUAUUCUGACAAUGGUAAUGACAAUGAUCACAUCAAUAAAUGGACAUUGAACGCAACGCAAAGUGAGAUUGUGAUGAAUGUACACGGCUGGUGUACAGGACUCUUCGUUGACAAAAAUUACCAUUUGUAUUGUGCUUCGAUGACAAAUCAUCGUGUUCUUAAAAUGGCACUCAACAACGGGCAAACCGCACCGGUGGUAGUCGCUGGUACAGGAUGUCCUGGUCCUGUGCCUAAUAUGCUUGAUCAUCCGCACGGAAUUUUCGUCAAUGAUCAAUUUAAUCUAUACGUAGCUGAUACUGAUAAUAACAGAAUUCAACUUUUUACACCUGGUCAAAAAAAUGCAAAAACAAUAGCCGGUUUCGGAGCAAAGGUUUAUAUCAUACUCAAUAGACCAACAGAUAUUGCGCUCGAUACCGAUGGUUAUCUAUAUAUUGUGGAAAGUCAAAACCAUCGAAUCAUCCGAUCUGUUCCAAAUGGAUUCACAUGUUUGGUUGGAUGUUCUGGUAAUAGCGGAGCAACAUCCAGCCAAUUGGAUUAUCCACAGACGAUGGCUUUCGACACAAUUGGAAACAUAUUCGUGAGUGAUUUCAACAAUCACCGAAUUCAAAAAUUCCAGUUAAUUGGAAAUACAUGUGGUAUGUCUAUUUCUGUUGUAACUGAGUAGUUAGGAAAUUGUUACAUUGAUUAUUGUUACCAUAGUUAUCGAUAAGAAAAUUCAUAAAAAGUAGCAAAUGCGCUUUAAUUAAAAUAGAAUUUAGAAAUUAAAACCAAGGUCACUUUUUCAUGAGACACGACUGAGAAUAUUGCUUGCGAAAUCGAUAAAGCAAUAUAUGUUUUUUUUAAAUUUCUAUUUGAUUGUUCUCAUAAGUAAUUACUAGUAUGUGACACAAAUGAUAAAGCAAAUCAGUACGCAUAGGUGAAGAACAAUGUCAGUUCAGGACUUUCAAUCUUCAUCCAGGAAAGUGAUGACUUUUUUCUAAAGUCUACGUUAGUUACGGCCCUUAUUAACAAUGUAGUAAUAUAGAAUGUGAGCAGGAAAUUCAAAUUAACAAUUGUUUUGUAAUUAUUAAAAGGAAUAAAGUCAUGUUUAUAAAAAACUGCGUCAGUUUCAUCCCAAUCGAUUGAAUCCAAGAUCGAAUCCUAUCGGAUCUAGUCAGAUUCGAUAGUUGAAUCAUAAUGUAUUUCCUAUAUAAUCCCAGGUGGAAAAAUCAGACAUAAGAUCUUGUAACACCAGAUAAAAUUGUAUAAAAAAUCGUUAUCUCUGAAAUCUUAUGCUAAGUCGUAUUAUAAGAUUCUUGAAAGAUCUUGCUGCAUUAUUAGACAUUACUAUAAGACAAGUAAUGCUCGUCGUUGCCAAUCCGUGGACUGUCGAAUGAAUGUUCAGCUCUUUCUGUAGAACAUAAUACUUUACAAGCACAACCGAUAUUAAUAUCAGAUAUAUCCAGCAGAGUUGGUGUGCAUGUCACUGUCACUGUUCGUGAGGAUGUCGCUGUUUGACGUGGGGUGAUUCUCUUCAGCGAUUCAACUAAUCAUAUUCAUACUCGCAAACUCACCACCGUACUCACACACUACACAAACAUAUCCAACAAGAUCACAUUUGCGCCACACCACAACACUCCCAUAUCCUAGAGACAUCAGAUUGGAUGAGAGCUAGCUAUCGAAAACACCUGAUUAGCUGAAAGUGCAGCAUAAUGUAGUCAUUUGAAAUAGUUAGUCGAAUGUAUCAGUAAUAUAUACAGACACAUGACUAUUAUCGGAAUUUUAAAAGAAGGCCAUUGGGCAAAAUGCUUAUAACUUUUGAACGAAGAUAGCUAGAGCCCUCCGGUUUUCACCAUUCGAAAGAGGAGACAAGGAGACGCCUUUUUCUCCAAUAUUCUACAGAACGAAAUCAUAUAAAAAUCAGUCAUUUCUACAAAACAUCGAAAAAAUGUAUAAAAAACGUUCCGCCAUUCAGAUGUCAGAACCAAAACUUAAUUGGAAUGACAGAUCGUUUCCAUGCAUUUUUUUCGAUGUUUUGUAGAAAUGACUGGUUUUUAAAUGAUAUUGUCCUAUACAAUAUUGGAGAAAAAGGCGUCCCCUUGUCUCCCCUUUCGAAUGGUGAAAACCGGAGGGCUCUAACUAUCUUCGUUCAAAAGUUAUAAGCAUUUUGCCCAAUGGCCUUCUUUUAAAAUUUCGAUAAUAGAUAAGUGCAUGCAAACAUAUAAAAGUACAAUCGCGUUUUAUUUCAUAUGACUCUCCCUACAGUCAAA
Molecule: messenger RNA, 2446 nt
Organism: Rotaria sordida
Lineage: Eukaryota; Metazoa; Rotifera; Eurotatoria; Philodinida; Philodinidae
Source: the annotation of a GenBank genome assembly